AUGGCGGAUAUGACGGGGGCAUCGGCGGCAGCCGUGAGCAUCGGCAACUACAAAGGCGUCAUGCUGUGCAACCGGCCAUUCAACGGGGUUUCCAGCACAGCUUUGGCAAAGGAAAACCGAUACAGCGGCAUCAAAUCCAACAACAAUGCAGUCGACAACAGCAAGGCGGCGUUCCUAGCGGGCAAUCCAGGCGAGCCCUUGGGGCUGAACGUGCCGAUACUAAGCGAGCCUGCGCACGCAAUUCGCCGCGAUAAGAAGAACACAGCUCUGUCGAAGCACAAGAAGUGGCUCCACGACUUGCAGAAGGAGCGGGCCCGACUCCAGGAAGCUCUCGCGGAAGACGAGGAGGCCGCUCAAAAGCGUCGAGAACGGUUCUCGCAGAGAGAGGCCAAGCUGCGCGAGGCUGCGCGUAGCAGCAACAACGACGGCGAAGAUGGCGCGGACGGGGCGGGCCUUGCCGUUGAGAAGAAGAGCAAGAACUUACAUCGACCCAUGUGGGCGCUUACGAAGGCUACGGCUGAAGAGAAGCUCGAGUGCCUGGAGGACGCCGAAGCCAACGACCUCAUCGAGUUCGCAAACAACCUGGACAUCGAUCAGUUCAUGGACGACGUGGAGAUCAAGGCGCGCGUGGCACAAGUCGAGCAGCAGCUGGCGCAGGUGCAGUCUAUUGUGGACUAUGAAGAGGCCGAGGAGAAGCGCUGCGAACGCGAGCAACAGCGGCUUGAGGAACUUGCCAAUGGAGGCGGAGCUCUCAACGGGAACGAUCUGUCUCGGCUUGGAUGGGAUCGGGCAGACGCCAAGGACGACGACGCCAUGAGUGUGGCGAGCAGCGUGCUGUCAGAGUGCAAGUCGAUUCGGUCAGUGCACUCGGUCCGGUCGGUAGCUGCGAUCACGAAGCGCGUUGAAGCCAAACUGCUCACUGAUGGACCCGCCCCGUCGGAGGCGGGCAGUGCUGCACCCAUACCGCGUAUCGUGACUAUCGACGAAGAAGAUGGUGCCCGCAUGCAGAUUAAGACCCUGCCGAGCAACUUGCCUUACAUCCAUCGGAACCCCGCCAUCUAG
Molecule: messenger RNA, 1062 nt
Organism: Phytophthora sojae
Lineage: Eukaryota; Oomycota; Peronosporomycetes; Peronosporales; Peronosporaceae
Exons: 3
Coding region: 1-1062 (353 amino acids)
Source: RefSeq, a predicted model, not a curated record